AUUUCUUUAUCUAUUGAAAAAUGUUAAACUGUACUGUAAUAAUAAAUGCAUUCCUGUAUGUAAUUGUGCUUGUAAAAUAACUGUUAUUUCUUGAUGGUUACAGUUUUAGGUCAAAUAACUCUAUUCUAAACAGUACAUCCAAGUGCAAUCUACCAUAAGUUCAAAGCAAAAUUUCGUAGUGAAACAUGGUGUUUUUAACAGGUAAAUAUUAGAAGAUGGAUCAACAAUUUUGUCUGAGAUGGAACAACCAUCCCACAAACUUGACAGACGUUCUAAGCAGUCUUUUGAGAAGAGAAGCACUCUGCGAUGUUACAUUAGCCUGCGAUGGAGAAACCUUCAAAGCCCACCAAACCAUCCUCUCAGCAUGUAGUCCAUAUUUUGAAACAAUUUUUAUACAAAAUGCUCAUCCUCAUCCUAUAGUUUUCCUCAAAGACGUCAAUUACAACGAAAUGAAAGCACUCUUAGAUUUUAUGUAUAAGGGCGAAGUGAACGUGUCCCAAAAUUUGCUACCGAUGUUCCUAAAAACGGCCGAGGCCUUGCAAAUAAGGGGCCUCACCGACAACAAUUCUUUAAGUAAAAACGAUGAUUUAUCUGAAGUGCCAAGAAGAGACAGGGACAGGUUAGGUGAAAGAGACAGCCCUCCAAGUGAGAAAAGGAAAAGAAAAUCAUCUUCAAACUGUGAUACAACAUCAAACUUAAACUCUGAAAGGUUUAACGACACUCAGGCAUCUCAAAGGUCAAAUACAAAUGUACCAAAGUUAAAUCCCAUAUCGCCGGUCGAUAGGGAUACGAGUUCAGGUCCUGAGGAUAUGAGAAUAUCCUCGCCUUUGAUCAAGCAAGAACCGCCGCACGAGUCCAGUCCGCUCAUCGACUCCUUUCAUUCUAUGUCAGAAGCUCUACAGACGGGUGGAAGUGUUAGCGUACACCAAGACGAUGUGAAAUUGCUGGGACAUCAGCUGCAUGAUCUACCAGACAACGAAACACCUCCAAUCCCUCCUCCUGAAAUCACGGAUACAAUAGACGAUAUCAAGUGCUACAAGGUGUCGCAACUGUUCGAGAGGGUAGGUUCGAUGGACGAACGAAGGAGGUGCGUGCUGUGCGGCAAAAUCGUUAGCAAUACGCGCAACCACUAUUACGUGCAUUUUCCGGGCCAGUACUCGUGCACGCAUUGUCCUGCCGUGUACACUCGGAGCGAUACUCUUUUGUUGCACAUGCGGACGAAGCAUCCUGCCGUUGCUUAGCUAAUGCUGCAUUGUUAGGUUAGGAAAUUUUCCAAGUAUAAAUAUUAAAUCCGUUUACUCAGGCGAAAUCAUUAGAUAUUUACUGUUACAGAUGGCACUAGAGAGAUCAUUAAUAAAUAAAUUGAAUAGUGACGGGCCCAAGUGAGGUCCCUGUGGUACACGUGAUGAAACUAUAAUUGCUUCCGAUUCGCAGUUGAUAUAUUUAAUUCUGUUUCGCAAAUAACUAUCAAUCCAAUUUAGUAUAAUAUCUUUAAACCCAUAUCCCUUUAAUUCAACAAUUAGUGCCAUGGUGGACGCUGUUAAAUACUUUUAAAAACUCAGUACAAACAGAGUCAACCUGACACCUCGAUUCUAGGAAUUAUGCGAUGAAAUAAUUGGAAUUAAGUAAAUUUGUACAAGUAGACAUACCUUGACAAAACCUAUGUUGCUGGUCUGGAAUUUUAAAUACUCAUAAUUCAACAUAUUAGGAAUUUCAGAUGUACAUAUAUUUAUAUGUACUGCACGGUAAUUGUCGACUUUUUCUUUUGGUCCAAAUUUGUAGAUAGGUCUUGAAAAACUGCUCUUCCAAUAAUCGGGAAAUUCAUCACAAGAAAGAGAUAAAUUAAAAGGAAACAACAUAUAUUUAUUAUUAUCAUUUACCACUUACUUGAAAAUACGAAUAAAAUACCUUAUUUUACAGGUUUACUUUAAGGUAUUGAAAAUAAAAACCUAAAGGAACCAUUUUUCAAGUUGAUUGCAUUCUCAAUUUUCUCCACUAUCUUUUGGAGUUUAUCAUCGCUAGGAUUAAAGCAUUAUCUUGAAUAUAAUUACACUACUGUAGCUAAAUAGAAUUCUCUGAAUUUUUUUUUACCAAACAUUUUAUAUUAUAUUUAUUAGAUCUUAAACCUAUGCACGCAUCACUGUUUAGUAAUUUUUGAAAAAUAUACGAGGUAAACGUAUAAACAAAGCCAAUAAAAUUUCGAUAAGUUUAUCAGGAUUUGUUGGACUUUCUUUCUUAAUGAUUUGAAGUUUUUUUAAGUUAAACGUAAAAUAGGUUUACUUUAAGGUAGUUUACUCGUAAAACGGCUUUCCUUAAGAAUUCAAUAACAUGGAAAUAAUAAGGAUAAUGAAAGUAUCUUUUACGUAACUAAAAGAAAAAAAUGAAAUUUUUACCGCUUGUGAAACGAGAUAUUAACAACCAAAAUGUGCAUAAUUAACACUCCUCUUAAAGUCUGUCAUGUACACAAGCAAUGCAUUUAUUUCAAGAUAUCUCGAAAACGGUUCUUACCAUAUUUUUUAAAAACUAAUGUAAAAAAAACGCUGAAUUUUUGACCGUCUUGGUAAAAAUAUAUAGAUUUUUAAAUUAUUUUUUUUUUAAGCAGUCGACGCGUUGUUGCCUAAAAUGAUUACAACUUGGCAACAUUGUAAUGGCUACACUUAACUCGCGGUAAGUGAAUAACACUCGAUCAGCUAUGAGGUUGUUAUAACUUCUCGACGUGUUCUUGAAAAAUUAAUUCGUCCACUGUAUUUGAGAACUGGAAUCAGCGGUUCUGUUUGAAUCAAAACAAACCCUUAAAAUUAGUAUGAGGAAGUCACAAAUUUCUAUAGCCCACCAUUCAUAUAUUUGCGACGUUGUCGGAUGGAUUUUAUUUGAAAUUAAUUAUAACGUAUCCGUAUAUACGAGGGUGGAUCAAAAAGUACCCGUGUUAGAAAGGAAGAGGCAAGUUUUUCAAGAAAAUUUAUUUCCUUUUAGUGCUAUACACUUUUCCCAACAUUUCUGCCAUUUAUUUAACCCCUCCAAAAAAAUAUGAUUUCUCGAACUCCGCAAAAUACGCUUCAGUCUCGACGAUAACCUUCUGUUAGAGCUGAAUUUUUUCCCCCCGAGCCACGUUUUCAUGUUGGGGAAUAGAAAAAAGUCGCAUGGAGCCAAGUUGGGCGAGUACGGUGGGUGCGGCAGCAAUUCGUACUGCAGUUCUUGCAAUUUGUCCGCGACAAUUCUCGAUGAAUGUGCUGGUGCAUUAUCGUGGUGAAACAGGACUUUUUUCUUAGCCAAAUAAGGCCGUGUCUCCUUCAAUUUUGCAUCGAAUCGGUCCAAUAAUUCACUAUAGUAUUGCCCUGUGAUCUUACUUCCUUUCUGCAAAAAGUCGAUGAGGAUUAUUCCCUUGGAAUCCCAAAAAAUCGUGGCCAUGAUCUUUCCGGUCGAUGGGACCGUCUUUGCUUUCUUCGCAGAUUCACCCCGAAAAAUCCAUUGCUUCGACUGUCGUUUGGUCUCUGGCGUAUAAUAGUGUAUCCAGGUUUCAUCAACGGUGACGACUCGACGCAAAAACUCCUGCGAAUUUCGAUUAAAGAGCUCCAAACACUUCGACGUUGACAGCCGUAUCCGCUUGUUGUCCACCGUAAGCAAUCGUGGCACCCAUCGGGCCGAUACCUUUCUCAUGUUUAACUUUGCAUGCAAAAUAUUAAUUACCGUUCCGUAUGAUACGCCUACGACCUCUGCUACUUCUCGCACUUUCGUUCGGCGAUCUACGACAAUCAUGUAUUGGACCUUUUUAACGAUUUCCUCGGUAACAACGUCUGCCGGGCGACCUGGUCGCUCCUCAUCAAAAACAGAUGUACGACCACGUUUAAAUUCGUUGAACCAAUAUCUUACGGUUGUCAUAGAUGGUGAAGGGUCCCCAUAGAGAGAAUCCAACUUUGCUUUUAUUUUAUCGCAUGUUUUUCCAUCCAAAAAUAAAAAGCAAAUUACGGAUCGAUAUUGUUCUUUUUCCAUUUUAUCGAUUAAUGCGAAACACGUAUGGUACAAGUGGCUGCCAAAUAAAAACCAACCUAUGAGUCAGUUUGAAAUUUAGUAUGGUGUGUGACAGAUGACAGUACACGACAGUAAUGCCAACUUCCCUCAGCAACGCCACCUGCCUUUAAACACGAGUACUUAUUGAUCCACCCUCGUAUAAGCUUACAUGUGUUGUGUACAGUUGCUUACAAAAAUAAAAAUUGAGAAUCUUGAACUUUUGGUAUUCAUAAUUAGGCGAUAUUUUUAUAUACGACUGUCGCGAGUGAACUACCUUAAAGAAAAUUUAAAUCAUCCUAAAACUAAGUUUUAGAACACAAAAUUUUUCAACGUGCUGUAACCCAAAAAUCAAAAAUUGACAUGACACUACCUAAAUAUCUUAGUUUUUACUCAUACAUGUUGAUGUUCAAAUAGAUUUACCAAUAUAUAUAAACUGCAGUUACCAUUUUAAUGAUGACCACAAUUUAUAUUUCAAUAAUUGAAACUAAAGAUUUUUAUAAAACAUCGAAAUACCUAAUGUCAAUUAAUACAAUUUAUUUGUCUAAUGUCCCUAAAGAAACCCAAUUUGAAAUAUCCAUACUUUACAGUACUUCAAAAGAAGUAAAAAAAUAUUUAUACUUGGAAGAUAAACGUUAUUUCUUGCAAAAAACAUCGUAUACUUCAAGACUUGUUAAUUUUAUAUACUUAAACAUAUGUUUUAUCCAUAAAAAAUGACCGACUAGAAGUAUAAUAGUAUAAGAAACUAUGAACGAAAGCAUCAACAUAUUUAUUUAUAAAAAGUUAUUUUUCCCCCGUUACAUUUAAAAGUAAAAAUAAAAUAUGAAAAUAUCGAACAAUUUGUACAAAGUAACAAUCAUGUAUUCUUUGUUUAUUUGCCAAAGAGUAAUGAAACAAAAAAGAAGUAAUAAACAUUAAUCUAAUAAAAACCAGUACAAAUGUUUAAUGUGGUAAAUAUUAUUCAGUGAUAUGGUAACCUAAGGAUGAGACAUGCGAUAGACCGCAGCAGGAUCGGUCCGCCAUUUUGCUUUGCUACAUUUGUCAAAUUUGUAGGUUAUAUUUGUAGUGUCUAUUGUAAUUAUAUUUAAUUUUCAUUUAUCUCUGAAAGACUUUCGAGUGUUGAAAACUUUAUAAUUAAAAAAUCGACUGGAAUAACGUUCAAAAAUGAUAAAUAUUGUACAGGAUAGUAUUUUGUCCGAUUUGUAAGUAUUAUGUAAAAUGGUGCUUUUAAAAAUGCAAAAAAUAUCAUCGAUCAAAUGUUGGACCUAUCUAUACUUGAAUAAUACUUUUAUUAUUUACACAUUUUCUAAAAAUCCUGAAAAACGAAAUGCGUGGCUAUAGUUUGUCAACAGGGCUAACUGGGAACCUUCCAAAUAUAGCAUUGUUCCAAACAUGCCUUGUUCGAUUGAGGGAUAAUGCUAUUUCUACACUUGGUGGAUUUCAAUUUACAAUUAUUGACGAUGCGCUGAAAAGUUCCUAGCUUUACAUAUGAAUAAUCGUGUUAGCUAAUAUGAAAUAAAUUUUAUUUAACGUACUUCCUCCUCAAGCGCUAACACAUUUAGCACAACGCUUCUCCAGUUUUCUUAACGCCUCCAAAUAACUGUCGAGUUGGUUGCACCCAAAAAAAAGGAUCCGUUGCUGUGAUGACUUUCUCAUUAUAGACAACUUGGUACCUUACAGCUGUGGUAGUCCGAAGGGACUAGAAUUUAGUCAAUUUGAUGAGCUGUAUGGAUAGAUGCAUUGCCUUACAAAAACACCUGCUUUGUUAAUGCGUGGAAUGAGAACAGUUAAAACUUCUGCAUUAUUGUUUACACGAUUCUCAUUACUCGAUUAGCACCAAAGCCAGGAACUUUUCAGCAUAUCCUCGUGUAAUAAUAAAGUUCCCAAGUAUAAAUUAGUAUCGGACAAACCGCAUUAUGGGGAUGAUAAUGAUGAACUUAUAACUUCCAAAAAAAAAAAUUAUGUAGUAUGGAAAUUGAUUUGUCCUGUUUGUACACAAAUAUAAUGUCUUAUCCUUAUGUUGACAUAACACUGGUAAUAUUAGAGUGUAUUGGGUAACCUAAAAUGACAAAACAGAUUUGUAAUUUCCAUAGAGAUAGAAUGAAGUAGAAAUGACAUAAGCACUAUUUUGCAAUAUUAUGACAGAUAAACGCACUUCGAGUGAUGGGAAAUUGUAAUCAAAAUGGCGACUUAGAGUCGUACUUUGAUUUAUUUGAAGUCAAUAAUUUUAUAUUUGAGGAAUGAAAAUGCAUUUAUUCUCAUUAAAACUGACUACUUCAACUAGCUCGUGUUUGACAUAUGACGUAAAAGUGUAAUGCAAAGGUGCGUCAUAGCAUAUUCUCUUUAUUCUAUCUCAAUGGUAAUUUCAAACCCUCUAGAUAUGCUUAUAACCUCAAAUUAUAUCGAAUUUCAAAUUUGAAUAACUCGCAUAGCUAUGCCAAAUUAAAAUAUUUAAUACCACUGAAAAUACACCAAAUGUCCCUGUCAAAUUAUUAUAACCUGUGAUUCGACUGAUAUUAGUUACUGUGAAAUGCUCAGACGAACUUGAUUUUACAAACUGACAGUAAUGACGGUUCAUCAUAAAUAUGCUGUUCAGAUUUUUUUUAUUCAUUGGUGUGACUAUGAAAUACAAAUCAACAACACUAAUACUGUCAGAAGUUCUUCGUCGCUCAAAAAAAAAAAAAAAAUACUGUAGCGCGGUGGUUCCUAACCUUUUCGAGUCGCUACCCCAUUUUACAAUUUUGAAGUAACCUGCGAUCUCACCACAUUUGUAUAAAAAAUAUUUAAUAGAAUAAAAAUAAGUUUUUCAGAAUACGAGUAUAACCCUUACAUUUAUAUUGAAUUAAUAUUUAAUGCAACUGUUGUACUCGAAUUUGGGUGACCUAGCUUCACAAAAUUCAUUGCAGAAUGUUUGUUAAAGCCAACUUCAUGUCAUCCUCAACAACUAGUCUUUGUUUUAAUGUGAAGAAUCGUUAAAAAACCACUCCGAUUUUUCUUCUCUCAGCACGGGCAAAUACCGCUGAAAUUUCUUUUCACAGGAUUCAAGAUGCCCAAUAAUCUCUUCCUUCACAUUAUCAUCCAGAUUCUUGGAGAGGAGCUGGAAUAGUCUCACUGGCAAGUUCAGUACAGUACAUUUUUGAAAACCCGACUGUACAAACCCUACAUACGUUUUGUCAAAGAAUGUAUUUAUCUUCUUCAUGAUAUCUUUACCAUUUGUAGAAGUCACAAGUCCACUAAACACUGGAACUCUUCUUUGAUGUCAUCUGAAUGAAUAUAAUAUUUCGCAGUUGGGAACUUAUAUUCUUUGAUCUUGCAGAUAAAUGAAUGUUAAAAACUUGCAUGUAAAAUUUUAGUAAAAAAAAUUACUAGUCAAAAUAACGUCGAGACAAAAUACUUUGGGACCCACUUGAGGGGGUCGCGCUUCACAGAUUGGGAACCACUACUGUAGGGUGAUCUUUAAAAAUAAAUAUACUCGUUUGUUUUUUGAGAAAAUUUAAAUUUUAAGAGCUCAAAUAGGGCAUCAUUUAAUUUAUAUCAUGAUUCUUCAUAUCACCUUGUAUAAUAUAUUUUAUAAUACGCUAAAUUGGUGAUAACAUAAUUUUGGUUCCACUGACAAUUACAAUGACAUAAUUUUUGAGGGCGUUAUGUUCGUUUUGUUUACCUAAAUUAUAUUGUUUUUGAACUUAUAUAAAUAUAUUCCUAGAGUAAGUAUAUGAAAUGCAAGAAGUACAAAAUCAUGUAGGAACCAAUUAGCCAGUAAUUACCCACAAAUAGUCGGCAUUCGCUCGGCCUAACACCGAUAUGUACGGGAAGCCGAGUAGGGGAGGUCCGCCAACUUGUAGAGAGUGUCAUUGAUAUAGAAAUGCAAGUAUUACCACUUUUACCUAAAAAGUUUUGUACAAUUCAAGAAAAAAAUUAUCGAAAGAAAAAUUGUUUUUUGGUCACUGUACCAACUAGUAUGAUACAGUGGAAAAAUUUUAAAGGUACAGUGGACAAACAACAACUUCUCCGAAAAAUAUUUUUUAUUGGGUCAAAACAAAACAGAAACAUAGAAUUCAUGAAGCAGAUCAUAAAUUCCGUCUAAUAUAGAUUGUAAUUAGUCAGGUCCGUGGAAAAGUGAUGGUACCGUUAAACUCUUGCGGUGCCUCCCGUCGAUACCGGAAUUGGUAAUGACAUCACGAUAUCUUCUGGUGGGACAGUUGACUGAUCUGGGACAUCAGGAAAAGAAAACUUGUUUUCUCGUCUUUUUCUUAGAAAGCUGACACUAUAUUCUUUAAACCUGUUAUCUAUGGCCGUAACUUGGCCCACACAAUAUUUAACUUGUUUUUUGUAGCAAAUUUUACUAAGAUAAAGCUUCCAACCAAAAUUUCACCAUCGCAAUUCUGAUUUCUAGGUUCUUCAGUACAAUUAAUAUCGUCAGAGUCCGUAAGAUUCAAGUUUUCGGUAUUAGAUACUGUAUCGCUACUAUCGUCAUUCCUUGGAACUAAUGUUUUUGUAUUGGCCGUCUCUGUAUUAAAGCUGAAAAUGUUUCUUGUAGUUGACUUGCUUUUGUUUAAAUUUUGUUUCCUGGAUUCCUUUAAGUGCUAAUGGAUUUCAUUCAAUAUCGGAGUGCUGGUCAAUAUUUCCGUAGUUUUUUUUGUCUUUUUUAUCCCAUUUUUUUAAUCUGAUUAGUUUUUGGGUAUGGCCUUAAGGCCUCGGGACUAAAAACUUUUUGGUUCUGAAAAUCUCUACAGCUUGGGCCCACUUCUUAUAGUAGGCUAUUUUGUUUUUGUGGUAUAACUUUGGCAGUGUCUUGCUUUGAAAAGGUAGCUUUCCAGUUAAAAAUUCAUAACACAGAACACCUACACACCAAUUACUCUUUGCCUUCAAUCAUUUCUGGAGGUAAAUAGUAUAAAGUACCACAAAAAGUAUCUCGUGACGAAUUGCGGCUGCUUUUACAGAAAGACCAUGUUCCUUUAUACUACAAAGAGCAUUUCUCAUGGUCUCUGGAGGAAUUUUUCCAAUUCAACCAGGUCUUUUCGUCUUCGGCCGUGGCAUUUUUUCUUUCUGAAAUAAAAAAAAAAAAAAACAUAUCGGGAACAGUGGUCACUACUUCUAUUCUUUAAAAGCAGUGGCCACUGUUGCCAAUCAGUUUGUGACAGAGAGAGAAGAAAAUACACUUUACCUAACCACAAAAAAAAAUUUGCACUUUAGCGUCAUCAUACGCUUUAUCUAAGUCAAGAUAAACAUAGGGAAUACAAAUAACAGUAGUGUACUUACCAAUAACGGAUAUAUACACCGAAAAACCAGCGAAAUAUGUAACUUUUUACGUUAGAAAUACGCAUAAACUAAGCGCUGCUGCGAAUGGCGAUAUACCUAAUGAAAAUCCGGUUGAAAUAUUCAAAACAAGUCAUGAUUUUAACCCCGCAUACGAGGGGGCGCUACUACUAGACAUCACAUUGCAAUAAUAUCAACGGGUGGCCACUGUACUUGGUAUGGCCACUGUUGGCGGACGUCCCCUACUCGGAUUGCCCUUGUCGGGGUUUCUUCUGAGCCGAGAAGACCGUAUCAUUUAACGUAAUUUAGAAGUAGAAACCGCAUAUGGUCCAUAUUUGGCUUUCUAGACAUGGGAGCCGAACGCGGUGAAUAUUUGGCUAGCUGGGCAUGGGAGACAUAUUUACGGGUCGAAUUAUAUAUAGAUAUAUGAACGUGGCUACAAUUUAGUGGGCUGUCGACAUUCGGAUGGGCGGACAUGCCCUACCUAUAUGCCGAAGCUACACCCGUAUAUCGGGCCGAGUCCGACAUCCGGCAAGCCUCCUUCGGCCCAGUUACGGUGCCGAUUAACUGUGUUCAUUCUGUAGAUACCUUCAAACUACUUUUUAUGACCUGCAAAUAAUAUUAAAUAAAAACAUUAAAAACGUAUAUAUAUGUCAAAUAUUGUUAGAAGUAUUAUAUGUUUAUAACUGUCACUGGAACCAAAAUUACCUCACACUUUUAUGGCGUAUAAAAAUAUAAAAUAUAAAAACAGUGAAAUAUGUCAAUUUUUAUGCAUUUAAAUAAAACCUGAACAGCACUAUAGUGCCAUAUUGUCAAAUAUUAAUGCUAGUCAAAGUUGUCGAAAAAUAACGUUGCUGUCAAUUUGUAAGUAAUUAGUUAUAAAUAAAUUUAAAAAAAAAAUCCACGAAAAGACUACGUUUACACAAAAGAAUAUAUUUAAAUUUGAGUUAACGAUUGAUAGCUUCAGGUGAGAGAAUUAUUCAAAGUCAAUAUCGCGAAUUAUAUCAGGCAGCUCUUCCAAAAAAAACGUAAUAAAAUUUGCGAUUUGUAACUACACUGCUCAAAACAUGACAAAUGUGGUUAAUUGCUGUCUCUGCUAUUAACUUCUUUUAUUUCUCUGAAUUUCUUUGCUUUGAUUGCCAAGUUGUCUGUAUUUCCUAAUAUCUGGUUGUUUUUUUAUAUUGCUUUCUUCCGGAGUUUAAUAACUCUUAAUAUUUUCUAAUUAAACCCACUUAGUAUAUCCCCAUUAUUAGCUCUAUAAUAUAUUCACUACGCUCCAAUUUCAUUUGUUGUUUUUUUUAACUUUUCUAUUAUUUAUUUCUAUUUCAACUCUUAUGGAUUCCUCCAUUGCAUCGCCAUUCUAGGAUAAUGCUUUUAAUAGCGCCCCCAAGACGUCAUGAAAAUUUUAUUUUUAUGACAUUUGUUUUGACCAGUGUAUUUUCGAAAAGAUCCAUUGAUUUCUGAAUGAGUUCUAAAUAAAGAAAUAAAUUUUUUUAACUAUUUUUCUAUGUUAUAGAUUAUUAUUUGUUGGCUCAAAAUUAUACAUUUAUACUCAAUAAAUAUUUAUUAUUGUGUAAUAUUUUCUAUUGUAAACGUAGUUAUGUUGGUAUUAGUAUCUAAUAUAUUUUUGCUAGUUCAAAUUUCAACUAGGGUUUUUUGAACGAUAUCUGCUAUAAAAUACUGAACUAGUCAUUUCAUAUUUAGCCAAAGACAUUUUGCCAAAUUAUAUUGUAAACUAGUCAACUUCUUAGAGAGAAAAAAAACAUUUAUUUACAUUAUUAUAUUAUUAAACUUUUAUGUAUAAAUACAUUUGUAAAUAUACUUACGAAAUA
This is a messenger RNA of Psylliodes chrysocephalus, 11093 nucleotides long. The record is from the annotation of a GenBank genome assembly. NCBI's taxonomy places the organism in Eukaryota, Metazoa, Arthropoda, Insecta, Coleoptera, Chrysomelidae.